UUUUAGAGACCCCAUUUUCCGUGUAUUGGGUUUUGAGUGGCUGCUUGAGUUCAAAAGCAUCAUUCUCUGUUUUGGGUGACUGUACGAUGCAGAUUGGAUGCGAUUUGGAUGAAGUUUAGCCUCCAAUUUUGUUGUGGAGAGUUAAAGCUGAAGUCUUUCUCAGAAACUUCACCAUUCGGAUUCGCUUGAGUGGGCUAUCGGAUUUGAUUUGCGCUACAGUGGCUGUUGCCUGUGCAUUGGUGAAUCAGUCGGCGCGAACAGGGUUUGGGUUUUUUUAAAAAAAAAUUCUGAGAUUUCUGCCCGGAUUUAUUGAUUCUGCAUUUUGCUCGCUGGCGUAGAGUUUACUAGUUUAGCUUUUUUUGGCCUGUAAAGUGUUUGAUGAUUGGUUUGCUUGAACUUUCCCGGACGCGUUUUAUUGAUUUGUUGUGAACUUGUGAAUUGUGAUGAAUGAAUGAUGGGGAGGGGAGGUUUAUUGAUUUGUUUGGGUGUUGAAUUGUCUAAAAACUUAGCUUGACUAGGAAUUGUUGAAUUAUUAUUGUGUGAACUUUAAUGCAUCUGAGAAAUGGUUAGAUUUGGUUAGGAUUGAUAGUGAAAUGUCUGGUAGUUCUUCUCCUAAUUCUGCCCCAUCACCUGUUCCACCAAUAGCCUCUACCCCACCACCGCAACCCUCACCUCCAAAAUCUCCGGCGCCGGACCCCUCUUCUCAGCCCAAUGCCAACGGUGGCACUCCUCCUUCUUUACCCCCACAGCCCCCUUCUGUGGCUAAUGUGACAUCUCCACCUCCAAUUUCAGUAUCACCACCCCCAAUGGCUUCAUCGCCGCCACCUAUAACAUCUCCACCCCCAACUAGUCCCCCACCUUCAAUAUCCAGUCCUCCACCUGCACCAUCUGACCCACCACCACCACCACCAUCACCGGUGGUGGUGGUGAACUCACCACCGCCUACGUCACCUGAUCCUCCAGUUAGUUCGCCUCCACCUUCAUCUAGUUUACCAUCUCCACCUCCUUCAACAUCUAAUCCUCCGGUUAGUUCACCGCCUCCUCCAGCUACUAAUCCUUCACCUAGUUCACCUCCACCCCGAGAGGAGCCCCCGAAAACUGGGGCUUCUCCACCGCCAAAGUCGCCUGUGAUUCCAACUCCACCAUCUACUCAGCCUCCAAAAAGUUCUCCGCCCCCACCACCAUCAUCUAGGCCGUCGGAAAAUUCCCCUCCGCCACCAACCGCUGAGCGGCCUAAAAGUUCAACUCCAACUCCACCUUCACCAUCUAAGCCACCCAAGAAUUCACCUCCAUCACCACCAAAAUCCAAGCCUCCUAGAAGUUCACCUUCUCCUCCAGAAUCAGAUCCUACAAAAGCUCCACCCCCUCUGCCUGCAUCAUCGGUACCCCCUAAUAACUCUCCCCAACCACCAAGUCCUGUACCUCCUCCACUUUCUUCAUCAGCACUUCAACCACCAGGAGUAGUACAAUUGUCACCUCCCCCAUCUCCUCCUUCAACCUUAGUUCCUCCAAAUGAACCUGCUGACAACAGUUCUACUAGCAAUGCCAGUGAUAGCCCCAAUUCCUCAGGUGGUGGGGGCAUUGGUACCGGAGGGACUGUAGCUGUUGGCUUAGUUCUUGGUCUUCUCUUGCUUGGUCUUGUUGGAGUAGUUGGAUGGUGCAUAUGGAAACGUAAGAAAAAGGCUUCUGUAGUCAAUGGUGGUUAUAUCCUGCCAACCUCUUUUGCCUCUUCUCCAAAAUCUGAUUCUGCCUUGUUAAAAGUGCAAGCAUUAACACAUGGUUUUGGAGGUGGUUCUGGCAGUGAGUUUGUCAAUUCACCAAGGGAACAUGGUGCAUUUGGCAAUUCACGGCCAUGGUUUACCUAUGAAGAACUAGUGGAGGCUACUAAUGGUUUUGCCGAACAAAAUCUUUUGGGUGAAGGUGGAUUUGGUGCUGUGUACAAAGGAUGCCUAGCAGAUGGGUCGGUGGUAGCAGUAAAGCAACUGAAAAUUGGUGGAGGUCAGGGUGACCGUGAAUUCAGGGCAGAAGUUGAAAUCAUAAGUCGAAUUCACCAUCGUCACUUGGUCUCUCUUGUGGGUUACUGCAUCUUGGAGAACAAAAGAUUGCUUGUUUAUGAUUAUGUUCCUAAUGACACCCUUCAUUUCCACCUUCAUGGGAAUGGGAGACCAGUUAUGGAUUGGCCAACACGUGUAAAGAUUGCCAUUGGUGCAGCUCGCGGAAUAGCUUAUCUCCAUGAAGAUUGUCAUCCACGGAUUAUCCAUAGAGAUAUCAAGUCUUCAAACAUUCUUUUGGAUAAUAACUUUGAAGCUCGGGUUGCUGAUUUUGGACUAGCUAAAUUAGCUUUGGAUGCAAACACACAUGUUACUACGCGUGUGAUGGGAACCUUUGGAUACAUGGCUCCUGAAUAUGCAUCAAGUGGCAAGUUGACAGAAAAGUCUGAUGUUUUUUCAUUUGGGGUUGUGCUUCUGGAGCUAAUAACGGGACGCAAGCCUGUCGAUACAUCUCAACCUUUAGGGGAAGAGAGCCUGGUUGAGUGGGCUCGACCUUUGCUGAGUCAGGCUCUUGAAACCGAGGAAUUUCAGCACCUAACAGAUCCAAGACUAGAGAAAAAUUAUGUCGAUAAUGAAAUGUUCAGAAUGAUUGAGGCUGCUGCAGCUUGUGUUCGCCAUUCUUCCACAAAAAGACCACGAAUGGGACAGGUUGUGAGAGCUUUUGAUAGUAUGGCCAUGUCGGACCUCACGAAUGGAAUGAGACUCGGUGAAAGUGAAAUAUUCGACUCCGCAGAACAAUCCGCGGAAAUAAGGUUGUUUCAGAGGAUGGCAUUUGGUAGUGGGAAUUACAGUACAGAUUUUUUGAGUCACAGUAGUUGGAAUAGUUGAUUCAUGGUAAAUACUGUUGAGGCAGUUACCGAAGUAUCGACCACUGGGCUUGCCCCUGCAAGUUCAUCUGUUGAUAAGUGGAUAACUAAACUCAAUUGCAAGGUACAUAUUUUUGUCUCUGAGAUCAAGCCCUGAAAUUAGAAUCUUGAACUUAGAUCCAUGAAUAGAUUUUGGAAGUAAUUUCCAUUUUUGCCUUUCUUAGACGAAUUCAUAUUAUUCUUUGCAGAGAUUUUUUCCUGUAAGUAGCUGAAAAUAUUCUUGUCCAUACAUUCAUUGUUUUACAAUAUAAUCCUUUUUUCCUUCAA
Messenger RNA from Ipomoea triloba (trilobed morning glory), 3184 nucleotides. Its product is annotated as proline-rich receptor-like protein kinase PERK9. Gene Ontology annotation, biological process: protein phosphorylation. Gene Ontology annotation, molecular function: ATP binding; protein kinase activity. NCBI's taxonomy places the organism in Eukaryota, Viridiplantae, Streptophyta, Magnoliopsida, Solanales, Convolvulaceae. Bases 594 to 2879 code for a protein of 761 amino acids. The transcript has 8 exons. The record is from RefSeq and is a predicted model, not a curated record.